GUGGGAGGAGGCCGCAGGAGAUCGAGGCCGGAGACACGUACGGAGCGGAGCGCGGCGGUGACGGAGGCGGCAGCCGGUGCAGGUCCCCGAAGCGAAGGCUGCAUCCCACCCAUCUGCCAGCGCCAUGGACGUGUUCAACCGGAACAUUGACUUCAAUGCGCUCUUCAAGUUUUCCCACAUCUCUGCCUCCACCCAGCAGCACCUGAAGAGGGUCUAUGCCAGCUUUGCUCUCUGCAUGUUUGUAGCAGCAACCGGAGCCUACAUCAAUGUGGUGACCCAUCUGCUCCGGUUCAACCUGCUCUCGGGCCUGGGCUCCCUGGGACUGCUGAUCUGGCUGAUGAACACACCCCACAGCCAGGAGACGGAGCGGAAGAGGCUGGGGAUACUGGCUGGCUUUGCCUUCCUGACUGGAGCCAACCUGGGUCCUCUCCUGGAAAUGUGCAUCACCAUCAACCCCAGCAUCAUCCCCACGGCCUUCCUGGGCACCGCUGUGAUCUUCAGCUGCUUCUCACUGAGCGCCCUCUAUGCCAGGCGCCGCAGCUUCCUGUACCUGGGAGGGUUCCUGCUCUCUGGCCUCUUCCUGAUGCUGCUCUUCUCUUUGAUCAACGUCUUCGUGGGGUCCACUUGGCUAUUCACGGCUAACCUGUACCUCGGGCUGAUGGUCAUGUGCGGGUUCGUCCUCUUCGACACACAGCUCAUCAUCGAGAAGGCGGAGAGUGGGGACAAGGAUUACAUCUGGCAUUGUGUGGAUCUCUUCCUCGAUUUCAUCAACAUCUUUCGGGAGCUCAUGAUCCUGCUGGGGAUGAAUGAGAACAAGAAGAAGAAGGAGAAGUGAAGCGACGCCAGUUGACAGCCCUGGCUGCGUUAUAUAACUCAUACUGUGAAGACAAAGGUGUUUUGAUUCAGAAAUAUGAAAUCUCCAUAGUCUUACUUUGUACAAAAAAAUAAAUAAAAAUCCUCAGACUUUAACCUUUA
Messenger RNA from Dermochelys coriacea (leatherback sea turtle), 975 nucleotides. RefSeq names its product transmembrane BAX inhibitor motif containing 6 (gene TMBIM6). Gene Ontology annotation, molecular function: enzyme binding. Gene Ontology annotation, biological process: negative regulation of apoptotic signaling pathway; negative regulation of RNA splicing; negative regulation of endoribonuclease activity. Lineage: Eukaryota; Metazoa; Chordata; Testudines; Dermochelyidae. The transcript has 11 exons. Gene Ontology annotation, cellular component: mitochondrial membrane. The record is from RefSeq and is a predicted model, not a curated record. The coding region runs from base 125 to 835 and encodes 236 amino acids.